AUGAAAAUGGGUCGUUUAGCUAGUAUAUGGCAUUUAACUUGUAAUUCGCAUACAGGAAACUUGUUAGCAAAAGAUCUUGUUGCAUCUCGUAUAAGUAGUCAAGUAAAACAGGUACUCAAAGAAUUUCAUGGACCAGAUUUAGAAAAAGAGUUGGUUAAAAAUGGUGGUUUUCGAAUCCAGUUACCAUGUGAUACACGAUGGUGUUCAUAUCGUGAUAGUUUUGUUAACUUGCAGAAACAUUUACCAGCCAUGAAAAAAAAUUUGGUUGAUGGAGACUACAAAAUUGACAAUUCUAUUAAACAACUGUUAAUUGACGAAAUUUUUAUUAAAAAUGUUUCAGAUUCAGUUAUACUUUUUGAUCCAAUAUGCCAGUUAAUCAAUAAAUGUCAAUCUUCAACAACUAAUAUUGCAGAUGCAGCUGAGUUAUGGCUUACAUUAACAUUACCAGAUGACUUUAAAAAUAAUAAAACUUUCUCAAAUAUCUUAAAUAAAAGAAAGGAUAAUGCGUUAUCUGAAUUUUCAUUGACGGCUAAUUUUUUGCAUCCUAUUUAUCAAGGACUAAAAUUUAGUCAAGACAGCAGCAAUAAAUCUCAUGUUGAUAUUGUAGAACAUUUUUUACUGUCUACAUUAAGUGAUGAUGGAUUGAAUAGCUUACAUGAGUAUAAAUUAAAGUCUGGUAUUUUCGGAAUUCUUUUUGAGAAACAACAUUUAACUCCUGGUGCAUUUUGGUCUCUAGCUAAAAACAAACAUCAAGAUUUAUCAAACAUGGCGGAAAAACUUUUGAAUCUUCCAGCAUCCACAGCACAAUUAGAAAGAAUAUUUUCUAAUUGGUCAUAUGACCACAAUCCCUUACGAAACAGACUAGAAGGAGAAAGGUCAAAGAAGCUAUUAGGUUUUUACUAUGCACUUAAAAUUGAAGAAAAGCAUAUAAACUCUACCAAAGAUUAUUAA
This is a messenger RNA of Macrosiphum euphorbiae (potato aphid), 951 nucleotides long. The record is from the annotation of a GenBank genome assembly. NCBI's taxonomy places the organism in Eukaryota, Metazoa, Arthropoda, Insecta, Hemiptera, Aphididae.